UAUUCUGAGGAUUCUGAGGAUCUCCGCAACGACUCGUUUGCAGCAACAGGUUGCUCUUGGCAAGAAACCGCGCUGACAAACCAGCGUCACUCGCGGCCCAAGAGCUAGUUCACGCUUAGUCGGACUUCUCUGGUUGACUUCGCACUCAGGCGGUAUUUCUUGUAUCGGAAAUGCCCCUAAACUCUGUCUGCGCUGUGCGAUCUUAAAUCUGGGAAAGCGCGCGGCCUCUUCCAUCGGAUGAUCUAUCCUAGAAAAUUUUAGGGUAGGAUAUGUCACAGACACUGCACCGCAGGCAUGCAGAGGCCGAUGGAAUUCUGGAAAAAGGACGCGAAGCUUUCCAUCCUUGAUAACGGUGGCAAGAACAUUGCACAUUCACAUUAGUAGACCACUCCGUUGGCUGCCGUACUUCAGCGAUGACACAUUAGCAAGAAAAAAGCAUGCAGUGGCGUCACUAUUGCAUGAUGAGGUAGGCGAUGCCCUGCCAGCUGAAAUUUUCCCUCCUUUGACAACCCCGUAGUCAGACAUUAUGGACUCCAUGUUAUAAACUAUGAUAAUCGUGUAUUCUCAGUUGAUGCUGAAGUUUCACGAUUAAACCCCACUGUAUGUCAGCAUACUUUCCCACAUAUGUUCGUGAGCAUGUGAAAAGACUGCUCUCUGUGCUUCUGUCAAGCACAUUAUCAUUGCUCAGCACACUGUAUCUGUUCAAUAUAUCUCCCAGUACAACUCCCACGCCCCCACUCUUAUAAUUUAUAAUUGUCUUGAAGGGAUUUUUUUUUGUUGCUGCUUGUUUGCCAAGGCUAUUUUAAUAAAACAUGUAGGCUCAAGUCAUAUUUUCUGCCUUAUAAUGUUACAGCUAAACCCCUGCAGUCACUAGACUGACAAGGGCUAACACAGUCACUCAGCGUAAAAUGUCAGAUCCUGUACAAGGGAUUUAUUCCAGCCCUGAAGCGCUAUGAAAACAUUACCAUUAGAAGACACAGACUGUAUUGUCUGAUCUGAAAAAAAAAACAUGAAAAGGAAAAAAAGUCUGCAUUUUCUCUCAUUUCCUCUCCCUUGAUUUAUUUAUGUAUUUUAUCUCCUGUUUGCUUAUUUAUACCAUUCCUUUUGGGCACUCGCGGUUUGGUAGCUGGCUUUUGGGGGUGCAGUGAAUUAAGGCUGAUAUCAUUGAUAUUUCAAACCUGAGGCUGGAGUCCUGAUGUGUUGGCAGCCAUGUUGAAACUCUGGAGUGCACUACUCUGCCAGAUGGCAAUACAUAUCACUUACCACACUGUCAAAGCAAACCUAUGCCUUGGGGGUCAGGACAUCUUUGCCACAGUCAGAGAAAACAGCCCCACUGGAGAGUUCAUUGCAAACCUCAGCAUCAUUGGAGACCCAGCAGCCAAUAGCCUGCGCUUGUCCCUCACCGGAGACAAUGCUGAUUGGUUUUUUCUAGAGGGUAAAACCAUUAGGCUGAACUCAUCCUUCUCAAGGGCCCUGGAUCGAGAGGUCCAGGGAUCAAUUUUAAUGGCAGCUUUGACAUGCUAUGAAGAAGAUACAAUACAGAGUGAAUAUAGGAUAAUGGUGGAGAUUCUUAAUGAAAAUGACAACAGACCAGCAUUUCUAGAACAUACUAUUCAACCGUUCCGUAUAAGUGAGCUGACUCCGAUAAACACUGUGGUGUUCACUGUCCAGGCCAGCGACGCAGAUGAAGAUAUCAUCAUGUAUGUUAUUGACCGAAAUUGGCCUGACGCCUGGUACUUCAGGAUAGACCUACCCAACAGCGGCAAAGUCAUUCUGGAUAAACCGUUGGACUAUGAGACCAAAACGCACCUGGAGUUCGUCAUUUAUGCUGCGGAAAUGAACACCAGGGAGAAGAACAGUGCCAUGGCCAACAUUACUAUCAACGUGCUGGAUGGGGAUGACCAGUACCCUCGUUUUCUGCCUUGUACCCCUCUCUCUAAGGACCAGACACACCCCAUCUGCAUUAACCCGAUCUACAUUGUCAACAUCACGGAGAAGGACCAGAGCAAAGUCUUAUAUUUCUCUCCUGGCCCAGUAUGUGCUGAGGAUGGAGACAGGGGUCUGAGAACACCAUUGCUUUACAGAAUCCUGUCAGGUGCUGACAAUGGGAGGUUCCGCGUUAACAACGAGACAGGAGAGGUUGUACUGACGAGGCCUGUGGAGAACAGACUGCUGACCCCUAUUCACAGACUAAGGAUCAUGGCUUUCCAAAUAGAUGACCCAAAAAAGUACACGGUGGCAACAGCCCUGGUCCGCGUUCUGGCUGAGAACCACUUCCCUCCUCGGUUCAACAGAACCAUGUACAAGGGCCUCAUCACAGAGAACAGUGACGCGGCGGCGCUGGUCAGCACCUACGAGAACACUGUCCUGGUGCUCCAAGCCACCGACCUGGAUUUCAGAGAAGGGAUCAACCCUCAAAUCCAGUAUUCUUUAAGGCCAAAGUCUAACAACACAACACACAGACUCUACCGUAUCACACAGGAAGGCCUUGUGAUUGCCAGAACCAAUCAUCUGAAAGCAUUUGAGAAGCACUUCUUGGAGGUGCUUGCUACAGAUCCAGAGUCAGGAGAGGUGGCCAAAGCCUCCAUUGUCAUUGAAGUUCUCCAGAAAGGACACCAAGUUUUUGUUUCAGCACCCCACAGCCCUUUUGGAGAGCAGUGGACGCCCGGCAGGAUGGACGUGGGUACGGCGUGGGGUGUUGCCAUCGCGGCGCUGCUGUCGCUGGGGGCUGCCGCUGUCCUGUUCCUGCAGCUGGUCAGGAGGCGGCACCGGGAUCCGACAGAUCAGGGGUCGGUGGCACUGGGGAAACACCCCAAUGUGACUUUACAGUGGUUUCACCAGGUGAACCAUGCAAGACCAGUGCCUCUAACGGAGGAAAUCUAUCACAAUGAAGCAUUCGACAAUAGCAGCGCGAGCUCACUUGCGCACGGCAAGCAUGGAAUGUAUACCAAAAAAACGAACAUGCCGGCAGUGAGGCCGUUCGGCUGGGAUCGUGACAGCUCCACGUUUCCGAGCCAAGCCCCGCCAGUGUUCGUGGUCCCUGUGCCCCCUCCGGGGAGUGCCUCGUCCUCCAUUCUGUCCAAUGGGAAAACACCCGACAGGUCUGUUGUAAAGUCUGUGUCAUUUCAGGAAGAAAGCGUGGUGAAAGACAAACAGUGGUGCGGUGAGGGCCGGCCAAGCUCUGGAGGGGUAGAAAUGCACACCCUCCUCCAGGCAGAUUGCUUGACUCCUUGGCUGGCGGCCAUAACUGCUUCUGUACCAGGUGACUCAGGUCACAUGGGAGGAAGAGACGCAGAGGACAGUCUUGAUGAAGCAAAGCCACAUGGUGAUACUACACCCCCAGAAAGUUCAAAAGAACAGGAAAACACCACGUGUAGUGAUGAUGACGGUGACAAUGAUGAGGUGAAUGAGCGUGAUCGGGAGAAUCAAUACCCAAGUCCAUGCACUCCGUGAUCUGCAUCUCACAGGAAGAGGACCAGGGUAACAACUGUGAAGGACAGCAUUGAAAUGAGCCACGUUACAGCAAGGAGAUGAAGGAACCUGAUGAAAAAAAUGGUCAGCAUGAGACUGCUCUUCCUCCUUGCCAGGGGACAACGUCUGCAACGGCGAGCCAGUCAGACAACAAACAGAGGCAACCAUAGAACCAAACCUGCCACUCUCCACAGUCUGAACUUUUCUUUUUUCCUUUUUUAAUUGUGCUCUUAAAGAAUAAUGGUGUUAUGUCAUGAAAGAUAUUAUAUUUAUAAUGUGAAAUUUGUGUUUUAUACAUCUUAUAUUGCAGUUGCUCUGUUUCAGGGAUGAGGAGAAAUCAUAUCUGCAUAUUACAUAUUUAUACUGGAUGUUGUGGUAUGUCCUUAGAGACCUAUGAUGUCUUGUACAUACUGUAAAAAUAAUUAGGCUGACAAACCCAUGCAAUUACAGAGUGGAAGAUUGCUGUAUUACAAAUUGUAACCAGUGUUAGUGCCUGUUAUGUGGCUUGGUUGCCAUUUUGUUGAUAUCCAGUCUACCCUGAGCCUGAACUGUGGUGCUAUACAGCUUUUUGCUGGACGUCAGCGAAGGGGCAUAAGAGGUCACGAAAGCUGGUUGACAUGCUCAGCAGUAAUCUUUUCACAGGCGAGAGAGCACAUCCACAAGCAUUACUUUAAUCUCCCGCCCAUCACUCUGUUUAAUCCUACAACAUGUCCCAAAUGCAUAGCUGCAUAUAUAACAAUAAAAAAUGCUGUCACAAAAAUCUAGAGUCAAAUUAAUACUGCAAGAUUUAAAGCCAUUUUCUAAAGAAAUAAGGUGGUUUGACAUGCAUCAUGCCCUAAAUUAACCUUGUGUGCUUGAAGUGUGUUCAGUAUGUACCAAGACUGAACAUAUUCAUGAGGUUUCAUUUCAAAUACAUGAAAAAUACAGAAAAUACAUCAGCAUUUAUAUACUCCAAAGGGGCGUGGGUGUAAUGCUAUGUGGUUUCACAGACGUGUCAUUUUUUUAUACUUCAUGUAUAAUAAUGAAUAAUGAUAAUAAAGCAUAACUGAACUAA
Anguilla rostrata (American eel) is the source of this 4525-nucleotide messenger RNA. RefSeq names its product cadherin-related family member 5-like. The transcript has 17 exons. The coding region runs from base 1210 to 3453 and encodes 747 amino acids. Gene Ontology annotation, cellular component: catenin complex; adherens junction; membrane. Lineage: Eukaryota; Metazoa; Chordata; Actinopteri; Anguilliformes; Anguillidae. The record is from RefSeq and is a predicted model, not a curated record. Gene Ontology annotation, biological process: calcium-dependent cell-cell adhesion; cell morphogenesis; cell-cell adhesion mediated by cadherin. Gene Ontology annotation, molecular function: calcium ion binding; cadherin binding.